AUGGAUCCCAAUAAUGGUUCGAUCCCCUCAGCGGAGGAGGUCCUUGCUUCAUAUCAUCUACCCCAAGUGAAGCCGCAAUGGCUAAACUGCAAUUAUGGCAAACAUAUCGUUAAGGGCAAUUUCCUUACCCUUAGUGCUAAGCCUAAGACGGUGGAAAUGGGAGAGUGGAUAGCACAUCAAGUCGUGGACCACUGGCGGAUGCUCAUUACCUUCAUCAAACUCGUCCAUGACCGGGAAGAGGAUGGCAGCUCGAUCUGCAACUCUCGAAAAUGUCCCAAGAUGUCUGCGGGAGCCUCGCACUCCUUCACCUGGUUGAACUCGCGGCUUCAGCCCGUGGAAAUCCCAGCAUACGAAUACCUCAGCCUCGUUCAGCGCUACAUCAGCGGCAAGAUUGACGACAGCAACCUGUUCCCCACCGAUCCUGCGGGCGUCUCCUUCGCUGACAACCCGGCCUUCUGCACCCCCUUGCCCGAGUCGGGCCCGGACUGGAUCGGCAAGCGAAGCGGCUUCCCGCAGAAUUUCAUGGAGACGUGUCAGACCAUCUUCCGGCAAAUGUUCCGCGUCUACGCGCACCUGUACUGGUCACACUUUGACGACAUGUUCUGCCUCAACCUGGAAAAAUCCAUGAACAGCUGCUUCAGCCAUUUCAUCUUGACGGCCACCACGCUCGGCCUGUUGAAGAAGACAGAUCUGGAGCCGAUGCAGCCGCUUAUCGAUCUUUGGGCUGCUUUGGGCACUUUCCCCCAGGGCUGCAAGGCAUAUGAAAUCGCCAAUAUCUCGGUUGGACAUCUUCUUAUCCAGAAGGCGGGCGGUCCACCCUCGAGCUAG
Neurospora hispaniola is the source of this 828-nucleotide messenger RNA. RefSeq names its product Mob1/phocein. Gene Ontology annotation, molecular function: protein kinase activator activity. Gene Ontology annotation, cellular component: nucleus; cytoplasm. Lineage: Eukaryota; Fungi; Ascomycota; Sordariomycetes; Sordariales; Sordariaceae. The coding region runs from base 1 to 828 and encodes 275 amino acids. The transcript has 3 exons. The record is from RefSeq and is a predicted model, not a curated record. Gene Ontology annotation, biological process: cell division; positive regulation of protein phosphorylation; signal transduction.